This is a messenger RNA of Paramecium sonneborni, 1485 nucleotides long. NCBI's taxonomy places the organism in Eukaryota, Ciliophora, Oligohymenophorea, Peniculida, Parameciidae. The record is from the annotation of a GenBank genome assembly.
AUGAAGGUUAUUAUUAAAACAAGAAAAGAAAUAUUAAAUACUGUUGGGUAUUAAAUUUGGUUUAAUGGAGACAGUUUAUAAACUUUGAAGGAAGUUUAAUUAUAAAAUUUUAAUGAAGAUUAGCAAAGGUAAUAUUUGUAUUAAUAUGUUGAAUUAAGUGUGAAAAAAAAUAAAAGCAAUUUAUAAGUUUGUUAAAUAAAUUUCAGGAUAAAAAUUGAUUUAGUAGAAUUUUUAGAUAUUUAUACUUUAAUAUCCUAAUAGAUUAAAAAUUUUAUUUCAAAAUCUGAAAAUUAAGGGUAAGAUGGAAUUUUUCAAAAUAAAUAAGAAGAAAUAAUAAUUGGAAAAAUUAAAACUCAUACAGUUUUAUAAAUAUUAACAGAAGAAUAAGCAACUGGAUUAAAAAAGGAAUUAUUGGGUUUAUGGAGUGCUAAUAAAUUUCUAUAAUCAAUUGAGAGUGUGAAAAUAGAAGAUUUAUUAAAAAUUCCAUUUAUGUUAGAAAUUGAUGUGUAAGUGUUGCCGAAUAUGACCUCGAAAUAUUCAGGAUCAACAGCUAUAAAAAAGACUUUAUGAUAAAUCUGUUAAAAUUAAGUAACAAUUUAGACUUUCAUAAAAAGCAAGAAAAAAUAUAAAAAAAUAAAUUUUGCUUUUCUAAAAUCAAUAAUAAAGAAUUAUAAUAAAUCUUGAUGAAGAAUAAAUACCUGAAGAAGAACAAGAUGAAGAAUAUUAAUCAAAAAUUGAUAGAGCAAAAAUAGAUGAAAUUAUUGAUAGUCUUGAUAAUUAAAAUUUUUUUUAGAACUAUUCAAUUGUUUGUAGAUUAAAACAAAAUAGAGACUCUAUUAAUUUUGAUGGUUACACAAUAAGAUUAAAUCCUCAUGAUAUUUAUAUUGUAUUAAUGACUUUAAAGAUGAAAAAAUUCACAGUUUUCGAAUUUUAUGAAAGUUAUAUUAAUUUUUAGCAUAAAUAACAAAUUCAAAAAUAACGAGAACAUGGUAAAAUAUCAAAUUAUGAAAGUUUUAUAUUUGAUGUAAAUCAAUUUUCUUGUUCUUUAGCAAUAGAUAUGACACUAAAAGAUUUAUCAUAAAUAGGCUAUAAACCACAAGGAAAAUUAGAUUUAAAAAGUAAUUAAAAAAUUUAAUAAGUUAUUGAUGAUUGGUUGAAACAAUAUUUUGAUGUUGAAGAUGGAUAUAAGAAAUUAAUUAGAAGUUGUAUCUUAUUAAAUUGUAAGGGAAGUGCAUUUGCAUUCACACAUAAAUCAAUUUAAGAAUUUUAUGUUGCAAAAUAUAUUUUUGAUUUAUUAAUUUCUUUGAAUAACAUUUAUUAAAUUAUAGAAUGUAAUAAAAAUUUAGAAAAACCUUAAUAAAAGCUUUAGAAUAAUAUUAAUAAAAUACAGAAUAUAACAAUGAUAAUUUAGAAUAAAAUAAAGAUAUUUUGUUAAAAUCACUAUUUAAUUAAGAAAAUUUUAAUAUUAGUACAGAUAACUAUUGA